Messenger RNA from Anolis carolinensis (green anole), 3510 nucleotides. RefSeq names its product methylenetetrahydrofolate dehydrogenase (NADP+ dependent) 1 like (gene mthfd1l). Gene Ontology annotation, biological process: tetrahydrofolate interconversion. The transcript has 29 exons. NCBI's taxonomy places the organism in Eukaryota, Metazoa, Chordata, Lepidosauria, Squamata, Anolidae. The record is from RefSeq and is a predicted model, not a curated record. Gene Ontology annotation, cellular component: cytosol; mitochondrion. Bases 180 to 3101 code for a protein of 973 amino acids. Gene Ontology annotation, molecular function: formate-tetrahydrofolate ligase activity; methylenetetrahydrofolate dehydrogenase (NADP+) activity; ATP binding.
UAGUAGCUUCAGCCUCCAGUGUAGCUGCAGCCUCGGAUAAGGGAUGCUCCACUCGCGGCCAGGCGCACAGCAGAGCUCAAGGAGGAGUCACCAGGGCCCGGUCCCUCCCAGGACGCAGCCCCUCCUCCUCGUCGUCUUCUCGCUGUCUUUCUUCCUCUCUUCCUCCUCCUCGGCACACCAUGAGGCUCUGGGCGCUGCGCCGCUUCCCCUGGAGGCUGCCUCUCCGAGCGGCGUCUCCACGCCUUGAGCCAAAGCCAAGCAGCAGAAGCGGCAGCGUCGUCGCCCGGAGUUGGCUGCGUCCCGACAGCGCCUCUUUCCAGCGGGGCGUUUGCAGCGCGGCGGGAGGCCGGGCCGCGCAACAGGGCAGCAACGGAGCGGCCAGGGAAAUCAUUGAGAGCUCAAGGAAAGCCCUGAAUUUUUUGCAGAAAGAACAUCCUGCACUGAAGCCAACGCUCUCGGUCGUCCAGGUUGGUGAUUAUUUGGGACAAGAAAUGAUCAGAAAUACGGCUGAAGAGAUUGGCUUGAAUACGGUGCAUAUUUGUCUUCCUCCUGACUGUACUGAAAUGGAGGUCAUCAAUGAGAUCAUGAAAUUGAACGAGAACCCUAAAAUCCAUGGCAUUCUCCUUCGCCUUGGCAAAGUGUCAUCCACAAGCAAAAUAGUGAAUGCCGUGAAGCCAGAGAAAGAUGUAAAUAGAGCAACAGAUUUUAGCUUGGCAAGGUUGGUCCAUGGAAACAUACAAGACUGGGUGGUCCCCCCCUCUGCCGGCGCUGUGAUCUGGAUUCUGGAAAAGCUAGCAUGUACUUCCCUAGAUGGGAAAAAGGUGUUACUUUUGGGAGUUCAAGGACCUUUGGAAAUCUCCUUACAGUGCUUUCUUCGAAGAAAAGGGGCCGUGACUAUCAGCUGUCCCUGGGAAAUGAAGCAACUUCAGACUCUGCUUCAUGAUACUGAUAUGGUGGUCGUGGGCAGUACCAAACCUAAAGAAAUCCCGGUUACUUGGAUGAAUCCUGACAUAAUCACAGUGGAUUGCUCGCAUGAUAUUUUAUGGGGACAGAAUGGUUCUGGUGAACAUCCUAUAAGGUCCAACAGCCACACACCAACUGAAGCUAUACAUCAGCUGGCUGUGGCCAUAUGUAUGCAGAACUUGAUAAAGCUCACAGAGCGAUGGAUAGAAAACCAGCAGUAUAAGACCUGGAAUCUCCGUUGCUUGAAGUUACAGCCCCUUUCACCUGUCCCCAGUGAUAUUGAGAUUUCCCGAGCACAGAGUCCAAAAGGCAUUGAUGUACUUGCCAGAGAGAUAGGAUUGCUCACAGAUGAAAUUGAAAUCUAUGGCCAAACCAAAGCCAAAGUACGCUUGUCCUUGCUGGAAAGGUUGAAAGAUCAGCCAGAUGGAAAAUUAGUGUUGGUUGCUGGGAUUACACCCACCCCUCUUGGAGAAGGAAAGAGCACUGUGACAAUUGGUUUAGUUCAAGCGCUAACAGCCCACCUUAAAGUCAAUUCCUUUGCCUGCCUGAGGCAACCAUCCCAGGGACCUACAUUUGGUGUUAAAGGUGGAGCCGCAGGAGGCGGAUAUGCUCAGGUCAUACCAAUGGAAGAGUUCAACCUUCACUUAACUGGUGAUAUUCAUGCCAUUACUGCAGCAAAUAACUUGCUGGCUGCUGCCAUAGAUGCCAGGAUUUUGCACGAAAACACCCAGUCUGAUAAGGCCUUAUAUAAUAGAUUGGUUCCAUUAUUCCAUGGAGAGAGGAAAUUUUCAGCUAUACAACUUGCACGUUUAAAAAGGCUGGGAAUAACCAAAAUGGAUCCUACCACAUUAACAGAAGAUGAAAUUAGCAGAUUUGUCCGCCUUGACAUAGACACCUCAACAAUAACAUGGCGAAGAGUGGUGGACACGAAUGAUAGAUUCCUUAGGAAGAUAACAGUUGGGCAAGCAAGUACUGAGAAGGGAUUUUCUCGUCAGACUCAGUUUGAUAUAGCUGUUGCAAGUGAAAUCAUGGCCAUCUUAGCACUGACCAGCGGCCUAUCAGAUAUGAGAGAGAGACUGGGGAAAAUUGUAGUUGCUAACAACAAACAAGGGCAGCUGGUGACAGCAGAGGAUUUGGGAAUAACUGGUGCUCUGUCAGUCCUGAUGAAGGAUGCAAUAAAACCAACACUGAUGCAGACCUUAGAGGGUACUCCAGUUUUUGUACAUGCUGGACCUUUUGCAAAUAUUGCUCAUGGCAAUUCUUCAGUUUUGGCAGACAAAAUUGCCCUGAAACUGGUUGGCAAAGAAGGAUAUGUAGUAACUGAAGCUGGUUUUGGUGCUGAUAUUGGGAUGGAGAAAUUCUUCAACAUCAAAUGCAGAACUUCUGGCUUGAUUCCCAGCGUGGUUGUUCUUGUUGCUACAGUGAGAGCUUUGAAGAUGCAUGGAGGUGGGCCAAAUGUAACAGCUGGUGCCCCUCUUAAGAAAGAAUAUACAGAAGAGAAUCUCAAAUUGGUGUCUGAUGGCUGUAAUAACUUAAAGAAACAGAUUGAAAUUGCACAGCAUUUUGGUGUACCUGUUGUAGUAGCUCUAAAUGUUUUCAGAACUGACUCUCCUGCUGAGGUUGAUUUAGUCUGUAAGAUUGCCAAAGAGUCUGGAGCUUCUGAUGCAGUGCCUUGCAAUCAUUGGUCAGAUGGCGGCAGAGGAGCAGUGGACUUGGCUCAAGCUGUAAUGAGAGCUGCCAGUCAGCCAAAUCACUUCAGAUAUCUAUAUGACCUGGAGCUUCCUAUCACUGAAAAAAUAAGAAUCAUAGCACAGAAAAUCUAUGGAGCUCAGGACAUUGAGCUGUCUUCUGUUUCACAGUCUCAAAUAAAUCGCUACAGUCAACAGGGAUUUGGAAAUCUGCCAAUUUGUAUGGCCAAAACACACCUAUCCUUGUCCCACAUGCCUGACUGGAAAGGGGUGCCCACUGGUUUCAUUCUGCCCAUCAGUGAUGUGAGAGCCAGUAUCGGAGCUGGCUUUAUAUAUCCGCUGGUGGGGACGUGCUCUUAUCAGUCAUCUAGUUUUAUGAGGAAAACUCCAGAUCAUCAAAUAACAAAUGAGCACCAUGCCAGGAUUGCCUACACGGCCUUGCUUCUAUGAUAUUGACCUUGAUCCUGAAACAGAAGAAGUUAAGGGAUUGUUUUGAACAAAAGUACAAAGAAGGGCAUGAUAUUAGGAGACAUGAAUGUCUACAACUUACAACACAACUCUGGAAGACUUCUGGAAAAGAGAAAAUACCAAAAAAGAAAAGCUAAUCUCUGAAGCUUUUUGUUAAUGAAAAACCAAAGCAAGAUCAACAAUAUAUUCCCAGGCAGAAUGUAAAGGAAUGUUUUUCAAGGCAUGCAGUUGCCUGCACAUUAUUCACUCCAAAAGGUGUGGAGGAGAGGAAGUGACCCGUAAAAAAAGAUAGAUCUUAAAGAAUAUAAUUAUUUUUCUAUUUCAGCUAAAAACCUGGAACUCUCCCCUCAGACAGAUCAAAAAUUAAUAUUAAAAGUAUAUUGCUGCUUGA